UCAACAUCCGGCGACACGUCUCCUGAACAGGAGAACAGGGCUAUAAUCCCCCAGACACAUCCAGACUGAUUUGAGGCUUUGCUUUCAUUAUAGAUAUUGUCCAUGAGAGACUUUCUGAACACUUGGCUUCACUUGUAACAAUCGUAGCCAACCUGCGGGGCUUUAGACACCGUUAGACCUUCAAAUGGGGGAGGUGAGGAAGCUGCAGAAGAAGUUAAGGCAGAUUGAAAAUCUGGAAAUAAAAAUCAAUCUUACCCCAGAGGAGAAAUUCAAGAUCUCCAGGAAGGCGGAGCUGCGCUCCAGAUUGGCUGAGCUUCAGCUGCAGCUUUCUGGCCCGCAGCAAACUCUUGGGAUUGUGGGAGACGGAAAUAAGGAGAAGAUGAAAAGACAAGUGGAUGCUACCGAGACCCUUCCAUCACAAAUGCCUCCAGCCUCCAAAAUCCUUAAGGGAGAAGCAGAGUCCAAAACUACAGGAAUGCCAGCGCUGGCUGCCAGGCAGAGGGCGGCAGGAGGAAGUGUAGCAGAGACGGGGGGACUGCAAGAUGGGACUGAGACGGCCAAGGUGUCACUUCAGAGCGGAGACGAGUCAGGAUGCUCUCCAGAACAGCUCUUGCAGCAGGAAGAAGCAGAGUUUUUAUCCCUCAAAGCGUCCUGGGAGAAAGUGAGGUUUCGCUUGAGGCUGCUGGAGGGUCACAACGACAUAGUCACCAGCGUGGUUGCUGUUGACAACCUGGUGGUUUCUGGAAGUCGUGACACAACGGUGAAGGUGUGGCACGUUCCCACGGCAACAGAGCAAAAGAACCUGGGGGGCCACACCGGCGGAGUCACCUGCCUGUCUGCACCUCCCCCUGAAUAUUGCAGGAGACUGGCCUGGUCCCUGUCCUUGUCUGAUAAAGAGAGGUUUAUUUUGAGUGGCUCUGCAGACUGCUAUGUGAAGAUCUGGGCUCUGAGCAUUGGCCAGUGUGUUAAGUCCGUCUACACAUUCAAUGCGGUGACAGCACUCUGCUUUGCGCCUGAGGGGGACGGCUACAUCAUCAGCGGUUCAGACGGGGGGAAAGUUCAAGCCUGGAGCUGGGACACUUUCCAAAACUGCCAGUCAGUCAACGCUCACCAGGAAGCAGUCACCUCCAUCCAGUCUCAGGGUCCUCUGGUUUUCAGCGGCUCUGCUGAGGGAGGGGUGUCUGUGUGGGAGAACCGGUGUUCGGAACGAGACCCCCUGAAGCUACUGCACCAUUGGACCAGCCAGGUGACGGGUCUCAGCGGGGGGGCGGAUGGGCGUCUCAAGCUCAGCCCGCGGGGAGACCGAGUGUUCCUGGCUUACGGUCGAGCCUGGAUCAAAAUCCUGCACUGGAGGACAGGAAUGAUAUCCAGGUUGACCAAUCACAGCAGCAUCACUGGCGUGACAGAUUGUGUUCAUCAGACGGGGGGGCUCCUAAUUGGCUCCUGCUACGACUUGGCGAACGGAGAGAGCUCCCUUAACUUGUUCUCUCUGCCUCAGUGUCGCUAUCUGGCCUCCCUGACCUGGCCUGAUGCUCCCAGAAUCCUCUGCUUUGCGGCGUGGACGACUGGUAGUGGAGACCACCGUUGGGUGACCGGGGGCCGAGACCUCAUCGUAUGGGAGCAGCUCCCCAUUUCUGGGAAGCAGAGGGGUGACGUCACAGUAAAGAGAGACAGUCGGAUGGACUCGACGCUGCUGGAGUCAGAGGGGGACACUGAGGAAGACGAGGAGACCGACGAUUACGAGGAUAAUGAGGACGAAGGAGGAGGAGGAGGCGUCCGCCCUGCAGCAGCUGACAACGGAGCAUCCAGCUCGUGGCUACGCUGUGCUCUCCAGUGAAGCUCGGGACUCCACGGCCUGCAGCCAUCAGCAGGAAAUGAGAGGGUGGGAGACAGAGGAAGAGCAGGGGGGAUGAAGUGACAGACUGAGUGCUAGUCUGGGAGGAAGAGGAGGGAGCAUAUGGACAGAGAGAGUAUGAGUGAGAGUGUGUGUGUGAUAGGCAGAUUGUUUUCUAUGUAAAUAUUUUCACAUCUAAUAAAGCUGUCAAACUCCGAGUGCAAA
Messenger RNA from Girardinichthys multiradiatus, 2059 nucleotides. RefSeq lists its product as uncharacterized. The transcript is spliced from 13 exons. Gene Ontology annotation, molecular function: protein binding. Bases 185 to 1837 code for a protein of 550 amino acids. Lineage: Eukaryota; Metazoa; Chordata; Actinopteri; Cyprinodontiformes; Goodeidae. The record is from RefSeq and is a predicted model, not a curated record.